This is a messenger RNA of Monopterus albus (swamp eel), 2575 nucleotides long. It is a transcript of the gene raver1, whose product is annotated as ribonucleoprotein, PTB-binding 1. The transcript has 15 exons. The coding region runs from base 70 to 2343 and encodes 757 amino acids. NCBI's taxonomy places the organism in Eukaryota, Metazoa, Chordata, Actinopteri, Synbranchiformes, Synbranchidae. Gene Ontology annotation, cellular component: nucleus. Gene Ontology annotation, molecular function: mRNA binding. The record is from RefSeq and is a predicted model, not a curated record.
CGUGUGUAUUGUUUAAACUGCUCAAAUCAGAUAGUUUCCAGACCGAGAAAACUUCCACCAAACAGGGUGAUGGCGGCUCCUGUGUCUGUUAGUACAGCUGCUAGAGAUGAAAACACCAACAUAGGACUCAGUUUCGCUUCUCGUCCGUUUCAUGAAAAUUACGACUUUGCUGCGGAUCACGAUAAAUGGAUGGCCGGAGACCCGCGUCAUCCCGAACUCGAGCCGGGCCAAGAGGAUUCUGCUCCCGGACUUGAGUAUCAGCGGAGGGUCGACGAGGACUUGACACCAUUGAGUCCCGAAGAGAUUGCGAGCCGCCUGGAGAGAACUCGCCGGGAGUUUUACAACCGUAGAAAACUUAUCAUAAAGAAUCUACCUUCCGACGUUAGCAACCAGGAGGUCCAUGAGCUGCUGGGCAACUAUGGCUUGAAGUACUGCUUUGUUGACAAAUACAAGGGCACAGCAUUUGUGACACUGCUGAAUGGGGAACAGGCGCAGUGUGCCAUCCGAGAGUUCCACCAGCAUGUGCUACGAGACAGGGAGAUCUCUGUGCAGCUGCAGCCGACUGACGCUCUGCUGUGCAUCGCCAACUUGCCUCAAGUUUUCACCCAGCAGCAGUUUGAGGAGUUGGUGCGACCCUUUGGUAACCUGGAGCGCUGCUUUCUGGUGUACAGCUCGUCCACCGGGCAUUCAAAGGGCUACGGCUUUGUGGAGUACAUGAAGAAGGACUCAGCAGCCAGGGCCAAGUCGGAGCUCUUAGGAAAGCAGCUCGGCUCCCGCAUGCUGUAUGUUCACUGGACUGAGGCGGGCUCCCUCACAUGCCCACAGCUGCACUCCAAAUGUCUGUGCAUUGAUUGCCUGCCCCCGAGCCCUCUGACAGCCCAAGACCUCCGCAGCGCCCUGGCUGACACCCAUGUGCCAGUCUUCUGCCAGUUGGCUCAGGGACAAGAUGAAAGUUUCCGGCGGUUUGCGGUGCUGGAGUUUGCUACCGCAGAGAUGGCUGAGGAGGCACAGCGUCUAACUGAUGGCAGGUUGCUGGGUGGGUCACACAUCAGGGUGUCCUUCUGUGCCCCUGGCCCUCCUGGAAGAAGCAUGUUGGCUGCUCUGAUUGCUGCCCAAACCAUGGCUGUGAAUAGGGGUAAAGGUCUCCUCCCAGAUCCUACAGCCAUGCAGAUCCUCACAGGCCUCAGUAACCCCACCACCCUCAAAAUGCUACUCAAUCCACUGUCACAGGGACACAAACAAGGCUUCUUCGGGGCAACCCCUACCAUGCCACUUCUGGCCAACCCUGCUCUCUCUGCUGCCCUGCUCCAGCUGCUACUUCAGAACCAGGCCAAGGCUCAGCAGCAAGCCUUUCUGGAAAAUCAUCUUCUGUGGGCUCAGGUGUUGCACAAUAAAGAAAACCCUCUGGUACCUUGUGCAGGACUCAUUGGGGAGAAUCCUCUGGCUGCUUUGCCUCUACAGCGGGGAGUCCAUCUGCUCGGAGACCUGCCCCAAGGUGGUGUAGCCUCAGGUCUUGGACUUCAGACAGAUCCUCUGGGCCCCCUAAAGCCAGUGCCACUUGGCAGAACCCUGACAAGGGAGCAGAACUCUCCCACUGCAGCAUGCACCUUCCCCCAGUCUGCCUCUCCCACCCUACAGGGCAUCUCCAUGCCCCUGAUGGGUGGCAUGAUGGGGGCAGAUGGCCUCACAGCGCAAGGGGCCUCCAUACUAGGGGAUCCCCCCAAAGAUGGGAGUCUUCCUCAGAGUCCCUUCCUCAGUGUCGGCAGUGUUUUUCCCUCAGGUGGAAGCUGCAGACCUCACCCAUAUAGGAAGAGGCCUACACUAAGCAAUGUGUCCAACCUGCACACACACCAGAGCAUACAGCCACAUUACAACUUGCGCUACCAGGAUUCCUACGCUCCUGAAUAUCCUCCUCUGCAUCAGGAUCCCCUGGCCCACUUGUAUGAACAGCAGGAGAACCUUGAUACUGGGACUUUGGCAGGAUUUGGACAGCAGCUCUGUCGUCAGCCCAACCACACUGAGAGCUUUUCCCAGUACAGCUGCGCUCCCAGCCCACCUCUGAUCUCAUACUUCAGCUCUGGUCCUGAGGCCUCCAGUGAUGGGGGUCUCCACAUCACCCAGCUCAAUCGGGCUGUGGGGAUGCCGCCCAUGAGCCACACCACCAACUACCCCCCAGAAUUGGUGAAUGCUGUGAAGACCCCUAUUGGUAGCCACAAGCGUGUGUUCUCCCGGCUGAUCCCGUCUCCAGAACCAAGCCCUGAGGGCGGCUAUGUGGGCCAGCACUCCCAAGGCCUUGGUGGCCAUUAUGCAGACUCCUACCUUAAGCGAAAGCGUAUAUUCUAAAUACAGCUGAAUGCUUCUUGCUCAGUGAGUAGCCAUUUAACAACCAGGACACAACAGCACCUCCUCCAACAAACUUGACAGUUUGGCGGCCCCUGGAUUUGUCUGCGGUGUACUUCUGUGAAUGACCCCUGGAGGGCGCUGAGGAGCACAGACUGUUGCUGUCUGAACAUUUUGGUGGCUGUUUUUCUGUUGUAUAUGUACAUAUGGUUUUAGUGUGUUUGUAAUUUAAGUU